GAUUAUCCAGGGGUCCAGUGGAUUGUCGGGGAGAUAGAAGAGAUGGGGUUGGGCUAUGAGAUGUUAACCGACGGUUCGGCUUCGAGUUUUACCCGCGUUUGCAGGACAGCGCACGGGAGAACAAUCUGGAGAGGAAAAGGAGGAAGAAGUGGGGAACGCGAAGAAGAGGAAAAGAAAUCUCAGAGUUCGUGGUCCUAGAAUACGUGGUCCGCUCGCCCACCAUCGCUGAGGGAUGGGAGAAAAACCGGAGUUUGAUGAACCCGCAACGGCGUCUCUGUAGACUGUGAAUGCAAGGGGAUAAAGUGCAUUGCUGCGUCCUCCGGGGUCUGGCAAAUCCACCACAUCGCAAUCGUUCGUCAAGGAACUGAAUCGGUGGUUGACAUAACGAAACGGAAUAGCACACUUCCGUUCUUAGUAAGCUGAAGCAAAAGUAACCUGAGGCUACCGGUAGUACUCUUCAUCGUAUUCCUGGGGCCAUUGCAGCAUGAAGGGGUCAGAUGUCGGACAUGAAGAACAGGGAACCUCGUCAUUGGAAUCGCCGCAUUCGUGAUUCUGGGGGGGGGAUUCCAUGAUAGAUACGUAGUGCAUUUCAAGUCAAAUAAUAGUAGAAUGGUGGAGUUGAACGGAGGGUUGUCGGCCUCUUAGGUCGUACAGCAAGGAGACGUCAGCAGGGAGAGAAAACGUCCGACUUCAAGAUGCUCUGCCUCUCUCUCAGCACAACCAUGGCACUGGAGGGGCGGACCCCUUUGGUUUGGGAAGUAGCAGAGUGCCAUUCUCACCAAGAACCUGUGUUUGCAGCUUCGUGCUGACCAUUCCUGUCGAGUACUUUUUUUCAUCUCAGUGAACGAACGACCUGACGUAUGUCAUAGCAUACCUGUGUUGUUGUUUAUUCUUCUAGGCUCCUUCAUAGAGUGGCAGAGAUUUCUGCUGUCCUCGUUGGUGCUGGGUUGCUGGACUGUGUAUAUUUAUAGGUUGACAUGGGUUUCUGCUGUCCUCGUUGGUGCUGGGGUGUUCACUCUUGGCAGGCAGGUGAUGUUGGUGAGGCAAGAUGAGAUGCACACAAGAAAGAUGGUUUAUUGAUUUCUUUCAAUGCUCUCAGGAAGCAUAUAUAGCAGGCGAGAGUGGGCACAUUGCAUCCAGGUAAACUGAGUGGAAGGAGACUGUAAGGAGAACAGAGCUGUAGUUCUCAUCAACCUCCCUUCUUACACUCUUGCCCAAAUCAUGGGAAAUAGUCACCUCCUUUUUCUAAGUGUGCAGCUUGUGGUGGUAUGGUGUAUUUCAUUGAUCUGGGGUAGCGACACUGGAAUGGCUUUACAUGGCGUGUCUAUCACUGGAAGAGUAAUGCAAGUUGGGGAGUGGAAUCAAGGUGCUGCAUUCGACUCCGUCCAAGGUAUGCCAUUUCACAGCACAUAUCAGCCAUCAAAUCGACGAAAGAUGAGGGAAGAGGCAGGGGUUGAGGUCGUGAACCCACUACUGCUGACCUUUAGGGAUAUCCUUGCAGUUAAUGGCAGUCUUUCGGAGGGUUAUCGUCAGGAGAUUCGGGGUGUGGAUGUCGCCACAGACAAGAACACAGUUUACUAUGUGGAAAGGACUUGUCCGGACAACACGACUGACGGAGUGUGUUCUUCCAGUGUCAAGUCAGCUGCUCCCUUUGAGCGAGGUGGAUUCUACAACAUCUCCCAGAUUGUAAAGCCCGAAACCUUCAAUGGCACCACUUCAGGACUGUGCGGGGUGGUACUGAUUGACGGGACAAGUUUGCUUAUCGCAGAUACUAACAGGUCCUGUUUCUGGAAAGUGGACCUGAUGACAAAGGAGCUGCAGAAUAGAAACGUGACCGUGUCUGAUUCCGCGGAUAGAAGAGUCCUUUCCCCUGUUCGGCUUGCAUUGGACUCGGAUCCAAAAAGGCCAGCAUUGUUUGUAACUUCCAUGUACCGAGUUAUCAUGAUAGAUGGAUAUACCGAUCCUUUUCAAGCACCACCAGAAUCGGUACGGAGACUUGCGGGACCGGUUGAUUCCAAUCCCGACACGACUGGGUAUACGGAUAGCCACAUACAUCAGGAUGUUCGCUUUGGGUUGCCGAUGAUAGGGCCGAGGUCUUAUUCCAAGUGCGGACGCAGCUUGUAUGUCGGCGACGCAAAGAAUAAUGUGGUGAGGCAGAUCAAUACUAAUACGGGGGCGACGACGACAAUAGCUGGAAUCAAGAACUCAAGUGUGUCAAGCAGCGUUGAUGGACCUGCACAAAAUGCGACAUUAUAUAGACCAUCGGCUUUGGCAAUAACAAGAGACUGCUGUAACUUGUUUGUUGCUGAAGAAGCUGUUGAUGGUAGUCAUGGCGGAGCAAUCCGUUGGCUUACAUUACGGCACCAGGAUGGGGAAGUACUGAAUGUCACGACAGUUGCCUUCAUUAAUGCGAGCUCUCCGCUGAACUUCACAGCACUGACUCUUUCACAGGACGAUGACUUCAUGUAUGCAGGGACCACUGGAGGUAACAUUUUCCAGCUCAUCUUGAACAGAUCUCUUCUUCAUCAAUGUCCAAGAGCACCUCGUCAGGGAGAAAAUAACUACUGGGUUAUUAUACUUACUGUAACUUUAACAUCGGUAACAUGCAUUGCUACCAUUCUGGCUGUCGUGUUUUACCGGAGACACCUAUGUAAGUCCCGUAUGAACGGUCAAGAAUAUCAGUUGGGAGUCCCUCUGCGCCAAGCAAAGCAAACCGAGACUCGAGAAAAGGGUUUCAAUCCACAGGAUAAUGCGGAUAGCGACUCCCGGUCCUGGGGGGAAGCCUCAGACAGUGGCAGCUUUGCGGAGGUGAAUACCGCGGAGGAUUUCGAGCGAGUGGUAGACAAGUAUCACAUCAGGCUUGAUGAAACCAGGGAGUUUGCACUUGCCAAGCUGAUGGAAGCAACAAACAACUUUGGGGAGGACCAUCUGCUGAGCGGUGUGAGAGGGGGAUAUGGUGACAUGUACAGGGCGUCACUGAGGGUUGGCCGUCGGCAAAAGGAUGUUGCCAUUAAGCGUAUGAGAGGGGAGUUGACGGAAAUGAAGUACAACCAAUUUCGUGCAGAGGUCAUAAUGCUCAGCCGCCUUAGGCAUGAGAAUGUGUGCCGGUUGAUAGGGUAUUGCAAAGAGGGAGGCCAUGGCAUCCUUAUCUACAAGUUCAUCUCAGGUGGCAGUCUGCAUGAUAGGUUGCAUGGAGGUCAAGAGAAAUCGGUUUUGAGUAACAAGUCACAAUCAAGGGAGGAUGACUCACAAUCACGGAGUAGCAAGUCACAGACGAUUACAGACGCCACUUCCAGCACUUGUGACAAUCCUCUUUUAUUAUCAAUAACAGAAGCAGGAGCUGAAUUGAGCACAGCGAAAACAGAAUUAUGUUGGGGAGAACGUCUGUUGAUUGCACUGCAGGUGGCCACUGGUUUGCGGUACCUGCACCAUGAGGUGAAACCAAGGGUUGUGCACCGCGACAUCAAAUGCCACAAUGUGUUGAUAGAACGAACAGAGGGGUCCAGGAGGAUGCGUGCAAUCAUUAUUGACUUUGGGCUUGCCAAACUUGAUGCUAGCUAUGUCCCUGAAUCAGAUUUGACGUGUGGUGAUGAAGAGGCGCUGACUAUCCGUACUCUAGCUCGAACAGGCACUCCUGGCUACAUGGCACCAGAAUAUGCCUGUCGCAGAGAAGUGACCCCAAAGACUGAUAUCUAUGCUUUCGGAGUUGUUCUUCUGGAGUUGGUGACUGGGAGGAAGGCAGUGGAGAAAGUGAUUUCUGCCGAUGGGCGUCAAGUUGGCGCUGUCAAUCUUGUUCAGUGGUCACGAAAAUGGCUCUCUGCCAAGAAGCCCAUUGACCCAGAUGUGAACCACAUCGAUCGGCUGGCCACAGGUUUCUUCGAUCCUCGCCUAGUCUCCGGUCUUACACCUACAGAAAAGAUGACGGUGCAUGAUGUCGCGCAACUGGGGUAUCAGUGCACCAUGGAUGAUGCAACGAAGAGGCCAAAGAUGAAGAAAAUUGUGCUGAAGCUUGAGGGAAUUAAGAAGAAUCUCAAACAAGAUCCAGAUGCCCUCAGCACAUUGCCAGAGCAGGGCAAAAGGUCGGACUCUUCUUCAGAUGAUUGUCAUAGUGGGAUGGUUGACAAAGACAUGAUGGGGGCAUUUGCCCCAGAACAGGUGGUGGAAUCUUAUGCGAAAGAAUAUAAAGUGAGUACUGAUAAGACGCGUCUGUAAUCGUCCCGCUCGCUAUUCAUUCGUUUACUUGUAAAGGGCGAGGGCCCUGAGGUAUCAUCAUUGAACUGACCGCCCCCAGGUAAUUCAGAAUUAUUUUUUCAUCCGAAAGCAUCUGGAUCAAAUUUGGGUCUAUAUUUCAACAGCUAAUGGGUGUAGCAACUGAGCUAGGCCCGAAUAUCCUUUCUUUUUUUAAGAAAAAGGCAACGGCCAUGAGAUACC
Chara braunii is the source of this 4431-nucleotide messenger RNA. The record is from the annotation of a GenBank genome assembly. NCBI's taxonomy places the organism in Eukaryota, Viridiplantae, Streptophyta, Charophyceae, Charales, Characeae.